UCAAAAUGAAUGAAGAAGUUGGUAGGAAUUCUGAUAAAAUUACAAUAAAAGUAAGGCAUUCGGAUGAGGAUUAUCAUGACAUUACGAUUGAUUGGUCAAAUGAAAGUUUUGAUUACAGGAAACAAUUGUUCCAUCAGUUAUCAGCAUUCACAGGCAUACCAGUUGAACAUCAAGAGUAUGUCAGCGUGAACAACGCAUUACUUCGGAUUGGUGGUCUGCUAAAUACAGAAUGGAAGGAUAAAACUCACAUGGUGGGUUAUGCUUGGCAAUACGACACCAAGGAACGCGCAAUGAAUACUUUCCAUGAUGGCGAUUGUUUUCUAUUUAGAACGAAACUUUUCGGAGAUGAUGCUGGAUUUGGCUGUAGAUAUGAAUUGUGGCAUCAGAGUCUGGUUAAUGAAACUGAAUGUAACCGACAUUAUUGCCAUUACCUGGGUCGUCGAUCUUUCACAGAAAAAUUAUCAGAGUUGAUGAAAUCAGAUAAAUUGCAAAAAAUUUUUAAUGAAAGUGUCUUACAAUUUAGUAGACAACCAGAGAUAUUGAAAAGAGUUAGACUCAAUUUGAAUAUUAACCAUCUAACAUAUCCAUUGUGCACUGCGGUGGCUUCAGAAUGGCCUAAUCUACUACGCUUUAAUGCUAACUACUUACGUUACCGUGGCUAACUUAAAUCUCUGAAGAGCAAGCAAUCCAACUUCAGGAUAAACUUUCAAUUCUCAAGACUUAUACUGAUUGUUUGUCAAAUAACCAUUCAUAACCAUUAUCUAGACAUUAGAUAAUCUUAAAAUAUUGAAAUAUAAAAAGACAAGAUUGAAUAAAGAAUAGAUAUUUUUAUUACUGUAAAUCUGUUUCUUUGAUUAUUCCAGGUUGUUCAUUGAUUGUUAGCUUUAUAAAUAUUUAUAUGAGUGUGAAUAUUGAGAGCUUCAAGUUAAAUCUUUCUUAAACAAUCUAAU
Molecule: messenger RNA, 950 nt
Organism: Tetranychus urticae (two-spotted spider mite)
Lineage: Eukaryota; Metazoa; Arthropoda; Arachnida; Trombidiformes; Tetranychidae
Source: RefSeq, a predicted model, not a curated record